Molecule: messenger RNA, 2292 nt
Organism: Cylindrotheca closterium
Lineage: Eukaryota; Bacillariophyta; Bacillariophyceae; Bacillariales; Bacillariaceae
Source: the annotation of a GenBank genome assembly
AUGGCAUCUCCUUCCAGUAUUCCACCCACAAAGAAGCAACGCGGUGGUUCCACUCCCGUCAGUCGUAAUCUUCCCAGAGGAGGACGAAAGACAGAUGUGGGCAUUGAAGCCGAUGAUGCCAUUGCUCGUCGUCGUGCCGAAUUGAGGCGAUUGGCCGAGCAGCGAAACAAAAAGGCUGCAUCAUCUUCCACAGCCAGAGGAAGACCUGCAGCUAGUGCCAGUAGUAAUUCACGUCCUCCUAUCACGUCUGCCGCAGAUCUGAUGAAACCAUCGGCCAAUCUUACAAAGACCACACGAUCUCGAAGUGCAGGACGAGCUCCACCUCCUCCACCAGUGGCUCGUAAAUUGGAGUUCAAUAAUAGUAGUGGAAAAGCCGUCGCUGUGGCUCCUACUAUGCCAGCUCCUGGCAAUAUUAGCCGCGCCAAGAGUGUUCCUCCCCGUCGACCUGCUGCUCCACCCGCACGAGCUGGAUCCACCAAACGUGGUGGUGGUGGUGCUGCUGCUGCUGCCGACAACAGGUCCCAACAACUUCCUCCUCGUCGACCAGCUCCCGUGGAUCCAACCACAUUACUGGCCAAGAAUACUACUACUGCUACUACUACUACUGCUGCUGUUACUGAAUCAUCCUUGUCCUCCAAACCAACACAACAAUCCUUGCCACCAACUACUACAACAGACUCGGAACCACCACUAAUGGUGGAAGAGGAGGAAAUAACCAGCAGCAGCAGCAAACCAUUUGCUGCCAAGACACCUGCCACUUCGGCCAAAAUGAUGCCAAUGGAAGCGACUCCUUCCAUGCCAACCACAACCACGACUACGGAACCAUCCAGUACCACUUCCCGACGGGAUCGCAUGAAGCAAUUGCGGGAUGGAUUGGAGAGUCCCAAGACUACUGCUAGUAACAAACCCACCGCAACCACUGUGGAACCUUCUACUACUACUACUGCUGCUACUGUCAACCCACUUGGAUCGGCUUCCAAUGACCGGUUGGAGGAAGAACUCAAGAAAACCGAAGUCGAACGAAACGAAGCCUUUCAAAAGAUUAAGGAACUCGAAGACAAACUUACAGACAUUUCCAAGAGUACCAUCCUUCAACAAAAGCAGCAGAAGCAACAGACUCCGGUCCAGGACAUGGCAUCGCUUCAAGAAAUUAUGGAACUCUACAAAAAGGAAGGCGAAGAGGCCGCCAUGCAAUAUGCCCAAUCCAAACUUGCCAGCACAAAACAACAGGCAGGAUUUUUGACUCCCAUGCCCAGCACUCCCUUGUCCAAAUCGUUGUCGACCGUGUCCCAACGGGUCGCGACUCCUUAUCCCAAUCGAGGGAUCGCCGCAAAAGGCAAGGCCCAACCGACCGACGAAGAUUUGGAACGCCGGUUCAUCCAUUCCUUUCGGGAAGCCGUCAACUUUGUGCCCCAUGAAUUUUAUGGAAAGGUUGCCAUCCAAGGCCAAUCCUGUGUCUUUUUUGUUCGACGUCCGUAUGGACUCCGGGAACAAAACGGGAUUUUUGAAUUGGUGUCACCCACCGUGUUGGAUGCCUAUGCCAAACGGGCUCAUGUGGGGGAUCCUACCACCAUUGAAGUGGCUGUCGGUAUUCCUUUUGAUGAUUCCGUAUUGUGCUUGUCGGGAAGUAUGGGAGUGAGAUAUCGAAUCACUCCCACGGGAGCCUUUGAAAGCAAACCGUUUGUCAAAGAACCUUUGGGAUCCAUUAGUUUCAUUGACGAGUCGGCCAAUGAACAAGAAUAUUCCUUGGAUCAAAUCUUGCAAGAAGCACUAUCGGUCCGGGAACAAUACUGCGCUAGUAUGAUGACAACCGCACUUGGAUUUGAACGACGCAAACCCCUUCCAGCAGCAGCAACAGAGGACGGAGCCUCGGUGGCAGCAUCAGCAGCACCCAAGCCAGAAGUGGCCGAUGUGGCAGUCGAUACUUCCGAUAUGCCCAUUCCCAAGGAGAUUGCUUUGGACAAGACGAAUAAAAAGGAAGAAAAGAAACCCAAAGAGUCCAAGCCAAAGCCAUCCGAUCCAGAGGAACUACCCGGGGCCGGCGACGUCUUGAUUUCCUUUAUGGGCAUUGUCAUCAAGAAUAUAUUUGGAUUUAUUUGGUGGAUUUUCAUUGGUUUGCCAAUUACCACGAUCCGAGCUUCCAUUGCCAUUACGUUUGCCGGGGUGAUUGUGGGAAUGUUGUACCUGUAUGCCUUGCAAUAUCAUCACGAGGCCUUGUUGGGAGGAGGCAACUCGUUUUACUACUCGUCGUCGGCUUCGUAUCAUACCAAUAUUGCUCCAGGAAUUCUAUAA